CGCAAUAUUUGCUGCCUCUAUCCACAUCUUCUUAAACUGGGAAAUAGUGCAAACAGUGUUUUGCGAGAUGAUGGACAUGCGCAAAAUAUGUCGCACUCGAGCGUCAUCCCAAAUGCACAAGCGGGUAUAUAUUCGCAGUAUCGAACGUACACUCAUCCCCUACGGGGGGCUGCGCAAAAUCUUCAGUGAACAUGCGAUACCGCCUCUUAAAUUAUAUCUGCAAGAUACAGACGAUCGGAUUCCAGCACCGCCGAGCCCCUGGGGCUCAAACCAUGAUCCAUUCCAACCGGUGGACACGGCAUUCUUUCAAGCGGUUACAGUUCCAUGGAAGAGCCUCUUCAUUUCUCAAUUUAUCGAUUAUGCCCAAAACAGGAUGCUCGCGGGCUUACCACACCCUCUGAUCUUUACCUCGCCUGCUACAGAAUAUGAGGCGUGGAAGAUGGAUAAGGAGUAUAAGGAUAUAAAGGAUGCUAAAAAAAUCCUUCAACGGUCUAUACAAAAUAUGGAAAACAGGGGUUCCCCGACAAGAUGUACUUGCGAGAUUAGACAGCGAGCUCUGCGCCUUCGCUCUCGCGGCUACGGAUCUGGACUUAGAGAGGUCAUUUCUGUUGAUGAAGUGUGGCCACACGAAGGCUGGGCAAGUCUGGUCUUUUCACCGGAGGCUUCUUACGAUGCCAGAAUGGAGAUCAAAAUGAGAAACAGGUCCUUCCUCCUUGGCAAUGAUCCUACUGAUCGCUCUGGCAUUGUUCCUCGCUCGCGGGUUGCGAGAAUGUCGGGAGGAAAUUAG
Trichoderma asperellum CBS 433.97 is the source of this 787-nucleotide messenger RNA. RefSeq lists its product as uncharacterized. The record is from RefSeq and is a predicted model, not a curated record. NCBI's taxonomy places the organism in Eukaryota, Fungi, Ascomycota, Sordariomycetes, Hypocreales, Hypocreaceae.